This is a messenger RNA of Symbiodinium necroappetens, 990 nucleotides long. The record is from the annotation of a GenBank genome assembly. Lineage: Eukaryota; Dinophyceae; Suessiales; Symbiodiniaceae.
AUGUACCGUGGACUGAAGCUGAUCGAUGAGGACAAAAAUGUUGAAAUCGUCGAAUUCAACGAUCGGUAUCAAGCUCCAUUGGAUGGCGGAUACCGUGACCUCCAGCUCACGCUUCGAGUGCAAGGUGAGUUGGUCUGCGAGCUGCAGCUUACAACAAAGUACAUGCUCUUCAUUAAGGAGUCGAGUGGGCACAGAGUCUUCGAGAUCAAACGACAGCUCAUUGCCGAUGUAGCUGCCAACAGCGAGCCGCAGUGUCGGGAAACACUCCACUGGGCUGGAAAGGAUGCUCAGGCUGUGCUGAAGGAGCCUAAGAAGCCUCUGCUCCACAUAGCAGCUUCGCAGGGCAACUCCCGCAUGGUGAAGCUCUUCCUUGACAACAAUGCGGAUGUAAACCUGAAGGAAGCGAUGGGCAACGGGCACGCUUGCGCAGCAUGGGCCCUGAUCUCGGCGGGUGCGGAGCAAGACGUCCGGGAUGCAAAAGAGCAGACGCCCCUCUUGCUCGGACUCUUGCGCCAGCGCGUGUACCCCGAGAACGAGGCUGUGGCGAGGUGCGUCUCCAUUUUGUCACAGAGGUUGGGCCUGAAGGAGCUGCAGGACGCCAAGAAGCAGUUCAGCCAGGUGGUCAAAAAACGCCUGAAGAACAGCUCGGAGCUCGUCAGUGCGGCCUACGACGACAAUGUGCAGAAGGUCGUCGAGCACCUGCGCACGUGGGCGAACCCCAACAGUGCCACGGACGAUGGGAAGCACGCGCUCCACCGAGCACUGGCUCAAGGCCACAUUGCCGUGGCCAGGCAGCUGCUGACCUACAAGGCCGACAUCUGGUUGGAGGAGAACAACAAGAGCGCAUUGGACGUCGCCCUGGAAGUUGCAGCAGAGAAGCCCGGAUCUCUCGAGGUCCUGGUCGACCUUCAUGAGCAGUACCAGGCCUGGGCACACUUGCCUGUUUUUGGGAAGCUCGUCUCUUGCUCUAGACUAUAUUCCCAGAGGUAG